GAAAUCUGUGACGCAUAUUUUGGUCGACGCAGCACAACAGCCAAGCUGACCAGGAUGAAUGUAGUUUAGUCAGAAAACUGAGUUAAUUUCAAACAGUCAAAGACUUUAAUUGGGCGAAGUGUCGUAGAAUUCCCGUUUGAAAUGCAUCUUAUACGUCACUGGAGCAAUUCUUUGUUUUUAAAGUUUUUUUUACUCUGUUUUUGUGCCUCUGACUAACGUGGGUCGUUCAUGAACAGUGCUUCAAAGUCAGUGAGUUGGUUCAAAAAUGACUUCUUUGCCAGUAUUGCACACCACGGGCGUGCUUUAUAGGAGGAUACUGUCCCAGUUCCCACAGGAUAUUAGUUUGGCUUUUGCUUACGGUUCAGGYGUUUUUAAACAGCAUGGAACGAGCCAUGGACUGAUGGAGAAAAACAUGCUGGACUUUGUGUUUGCUGUGGAUGACCCGGUGACAUGGCACACUAUGAAUCUGCUGCAGAAUCGCAAACACUAUUCCAUCCUCAAGUUGCUGGGUCCCACGAUGAUCAGCUCGCUACAAAGUAAUUAUGGAGCUUCUGUGUACUAUAACACACUGGUUCCUAUGGAUGGAAGGGUAAUCAAAUAUGGUGUGAUUAGCACAGACGCUCUGAUUGAUGACCUCUUGCACUGGAAAACCAUGUAUGUCGCUGGACGCCUUCACAAACCGGUGAAGAUGCUGGUGCAGAGUGAGAACGGAAAGCUCCACGCUGCUCUGGUGGCCAAUCUGAAAAGUGCUGUCACAGCUUCCUUCCUCAUGCUUCCUGAAAGCUUCUCUGAGGAAGACCUUUUUCUUCGCAUCGCUGGUCUUUCUUAUGCUGGAGAUAUUAGGAUGGUGAUAGGAGAGGACAAGUCUAAGGUGGCCAAUAUUGUGAAAGACAACAUGCAGCACUUCAGGGCUCUGUACAGCAACAUCCUGCGGGACUGCCCUCAAGUAGUCUACAAACCACAACAAGGAAAACUCGAGGUAUCUCAUCUAUCGUGAAGUCGUCCAGCAUAACACAAACUAUCAAAGGCAUUGCAACAGCUGGUUUGUGGAAGACGGUGUCAUACAGCUCCAGGAAAUUGAAGAAGAUGUGGAGGGGCUGGUGGAGGAAGCCACCUGUUUCAAACAUGUCCUGAUGCAGAUUAUGAAAAACCAUUUCCAUGAUCCGUCCUUUCUUUCCCUUUUUUUUUUUUACACCUUGACUAACUGUGACUGGAACAAUCACACUCUAAUCUUCAUUACUUACAUCCUGUGUCAUUUUGUGGGCUCUGUAAACAUGACGCUGCCUGUGUACACAUGCUCUUUCUCAUUAAACUCAUGGUAGUUGCAGGAAAAAAAACUGUCCUUUUGAAAGACAGACUUAAUAAAAUUCCCAGUUGUACUAAGUGUUCGACCUUUCUGAUUGUGGGUGGCAGUGAGUCAGAAGAAACCGCUGAGAGGGACACGUACAAUCAGUGAAAUGUAAAAGUCACAAAUCUUGUGUUAACACAGCUUGAAACAUUUACCUCAAGUUUAAUGACCUGAGUUUGGCAUCGUGUUCUAGUUACAUCUGAAUGGUUUUACGUGAACACUGCUGACCUUGUUGGGACCUAUGACUGAUGUAAUAGGCUUCAACGUAGUUUCAGAAACCAUGCACGUAUUAUAAUUUAUCUGCGUUAGUGUUUGACUUGUGGGUUUGGAGUUUCACUCUCCAGAUCACAGUAGUGUGCAAGUUUGUUAAAAUAUAUUAAAAAGAAGUGAAUUUUGAGUGAUUUAUCCAGCGACUGAUAUUUUAUCUAUGGUAGACAUAAAACCAGAACUGAAAAGUUAAAUCCAUUGAAAUGAUCCUUUAUUGGUACGGGAUGUUUUGGUUUCAGUUUUGGACAGUGGAUGUUUACUGGAGUUGCUUCGUCCAUUUUAAUUUGAUGCAGCUUUUGUUGAAAUGAGGAUAACCAUGGAUUUCCUCACAUAAUACUUCCUCAUAACAAACACUGUUGUUAUUUUUUAUGUGUGUAUUUGAAAUUUCUUUAUUAAAUGUAUAAAACUAUACUAUACAUUAUAGUAUAUAGUGUCAUGCAUGUAUUGUCACUGCACUGUCUGUUUAGUAAUGAAAGUCUACAUGUAGUUAAAUAUUGAGUAACUUACUAAACUCAAUUGGAAAAAAAAUUGCCUCACAGCCUAGCAGACAUYUAAUCAAUAAUUGUAAAUAACCCAAAUCACAAUAAAUAAACACAUAAACUUCGCCUCAUACUAACAGUGAAAACAACUUUUGACCCUUAAACUGACCUUUUCGGGAUUCGCUUCUUUGGUCUCCCUAAAUUUGAAGCGAGCCACAAGCUUUUGUAUCCCAAAAAUAAACGUACAAACAACACAUAUACUUACUUUACCAAUGAUGUGUUGAAUUUUUAUACUUUCAAGUUGUUUUCGUCGUCCACUGCAGUCUUUUGAUGGCAGGGUGUGUACUGGUACUUUGUAAUACCUUGCUGUAGAAGGAUGAAUCGCCAUAAAAAAAGAAGUUUAAUAAAGUUUUAUAAUAUAAUCACAA
Austrofundulus limnaeus is the source of this 2522-nucleotide messenger RNA. RefSeq names its product TAM41 mitochondrial translocator assembly and maintenance homolog (gene tamm41). Gene Ontology annotation, cellular component: mitochondrion. Gene Ontology annotation, biological process: CDP-diacylglycerol biosynthetic process; cardiolipin biosynthetic process. The record is from RefSeq and is a predicted model, not a curated record. NCBI's taxonomy places the organism in Eukaryota, Metazoa, Chordata, Actinopteri, Cyprinodontiformes, Rivulidae. Gene Ontology annotation, molecular function: phosphatidate cytidylyltransferase activity.